UGAAAGGCACAAAGGGAGGUCACUCUAAAAAUAAUGUCGUUCAAAAUUGCUUUGAUACAACUUGCGGUGUCUGCAACCAAAGCUGACAACUUAAAACGAGCAUCGCAAUUGGUCUCACAUGCAGCAAAGGAAGGAGCUAAACUUGUUUCUCUUCCAGAGUGUUUUAACUCGCCAUAUGGAACCUCUUAUUUUCCAGAAUAUGCCGAAAAAAUUCCAGGAACCUCUUCUCAUUCGUUGGCAAGCAUGGCAAAAGAUAACGACAUUUAUCUGAUCGGAGGAUCCAUUCCCGAGGAAGAAGAUGGUAAACUGUUUAAUACUUGCUGUGUAUUUGAUCCUAAAGGUGAAAUAGUUGCAAAACAUAGGAAAAUCCAUUUAUUUGACAUUGAUGUUCCUGGAAAAAUCAGAUUCCAAGAAUCAGAGACUUUGAGCCCUGGAAACAGUUUUACGAUGUUCGACACGCCUUAUUGCAAAGUAGGCGUCGGAAUAUGCUAUGAUAUACGAUUUCCAGAAUUGGCACAUGUCUAUGCAAAAGAGAAUUGCAAACUUUUGGUUUACCCUGGUGCUUUCAAUAUGACAACUGGCCCUGCUCACUGGGAGUUAUUGCAAAGAGGGCGUGCACUGGAUAAUCAACUAUACGUUGCCACGGUUUCUCCAGCUCGUGACACAGGAGCUAGUUAUGUGGCUUGGGGCCACAGCAGUGUUAUUAACCCUUGGGGGCAAGUUAUAGCAACAACAGAAGAAAAAGAGACUGUUCUGUUUGCUGUUAUUGAUCCAGCCUACGUGAACGAAGUGAGGGAUCAGAUUCCUAUUAGAAAACAGAAACGUGACGACAUGUAUACACUGGACUGGAACAAGAUAUAAAAGAUUUGUCAGUGAAACGCGCAACGAAACUUUUUUUAAUAGAAAAUUUCUUUUAAAGAACUUCGAUUAAUUAUGUAAUUUUUGUAAUCAGUGGCGAAGGGGACGUCUGAAUUAAAGAGGGACAAGCAAUUUU
Messenger RNA from Saccostrea cuccullata (small rock oyster), 994 nucleotides. Its product is annotated as omega-amidase NIT2-like. Gene Ontology annotation, biological process: L-glutamine metabolic process; oxaloacetate metabolic process. Lineage: Eukaryota; Metazoa; Mollusca; Bivalvia; Ostreida; Ostreidae. The record is from RefSeq and is a predicted model, not a curated record. Gene Ontology annotation, molecular function: omega-amidase activity. Bases 34 to 861 code for a protein of 275 amino acids. The transcript has a single exon. Gene Ontology annotation, cellular component: mitochondrion.